This is a messenger RNA of Drosophila simulans, 1205 nucleotides long. RefSeq lists its product as uncharacterized. The transcript has a single exon. NCBI's taxonomy places the organism in Eukaryota, Metazoa, Arthropoda, Insecta, Diptera, Drosophilidae. The record is from RefSeq and is a predicted model, not a curated record. Bases 89 to 1156 code for a protein of 355 amino acids.
GGAACCUAGGAGAAUCUCUGCCCUUGACAUUUUUGGAUUGUUAGAUCAAAACAAAAUUAAAUACACACCCUAAUAACACAAAUGAAUUAUGCCAGAUUCGAAAGUAGCGAGUAAUAGAAGGAAGAGUAAUAGCCAUGCCAGCCUGCUCCUAACCACAUCCUCCACUCAUGUGCAGCACGCGGAAAGUGGCCCUCGAGGUAGCGCCAGGACGCCGGAUGAGAACGACCAAAAUAGCUCGCUGCUCUCCAAUGACUUUGUCCUGAUGCUGGACUGCUCGCCAAGUCCACAGGAUGUGUUCUGCGAAAAUACGCCGGAGUUCAGGACUUCGUGGCUGUGGCUCAACAAACUGACCACCAUGCAUUGCCACACCCUCUACGAGCUGCGCAUGCGCAACGCGUACAUGAGUCACUUCAGUGUUUGCCUGAACCAAAGGCGACUGACUGGCGUUUUCGAGCAGCCUCCGCCGGCGGAGUUGGCUUGGGUCGACUUCUCGGAGAAGCCAAAGGCUCAGCAGUGCCCAAACCUGACUGAAAUGCAGCGUUCCUGCGAUCUGAAUCAAUCCCCUCUAGCCGCAGUGACCUCCUCCUCUUCGUCAUGCGACUGCAGCGGUAAACGGUCGACAUCUGAGUACUGGGACACCUUCUCGAAUUGUGCUCGUCCUUCCGGCGGGACUAUUGAAUCCAUUUCAAAACCACAACUGCAGACAAGGCGACGGCUCCUCCCUUCCGUUCCCACGACCAGUGAUAACGAUGUGCGUCAGCUUUACAAAAACCAAAAAGCGAAUUUUCGUUCAAACCAAUCUUCUACCUCUGCCACGCAAUCGUUCACCAGUCGAUCUCAAUCUUCGCCGUCUAAAUUUUCACUCAGAAAUCACAAGCCAAACGCUUUUCAAAAUUCCGAUAGUCAGAAGUCACCCGAAGAUGUUCGAAAACGUAUGAUCGAUUUGAUGGAACUUAUUAGGAUGGAACUGCGUGGUGAACCGAUUCUGGAUAAAAAAGACAUUUUGGAGGAGGAGUUGAAAAGAUAUAGGAAUUUCUUCGAGCUUCAUUUGCAGGAUGGUGUGAACUUUGACCCGCAUUCCAACUCGGGGCGUGUUCAUGUGCUUCUCAACAUGCAAAAAGAUCUGAUAAGGAUGCUCAAAGAGGAUUUGGCAUAAUGACAUAUGUUUCAGAAUAAGUUUCAUAAUAAAAGAUACCAUUUUGUAA